Molecule: messenger RNA, 3658 nt
Organism: Anopheles arabiensis
Lineage: Eukaryota; Metazoa; Arthropoda; Insecta; Diptera; Culicidae
Product: SET and MYND domain-containing protein 4-like
Exons: 2
Coding region: 1741-3342 (533 amino acids)
Molecular function (GO): protein binding
Source: RefSeq, a predicted model, not a curated record
UGUAAACCGAUCGUGAUCUAAAUUUCAGGUCUGCGCCGGAAAAAUUUAUCCUGAACACAAAUGAUAUUGCUUGUAAUACGAGAUUUUACUCAUUAAGAGAAGUAUUUAUUGAAUAUUAAUGCUUGCUUGUGUGCGAACAACUCGUUACAAGCAGUGCCCGAUGUAGAUGCCUAAAAAAGGGUCCAUUUUGCGGACUCGAGCAAGCUCGCAAACUGCUCUCCUUUGUGGGCGCUGCACAGUGGGAACGAUGAUUUGUUUACACUUGUCCUUAUGUGACCGGAACAUUUGUGUUUGUUUAUAACAUACAAAAUGCAUUAUGAAUACAUAGACUAAAUAACAGCCAACAAUGUAUGGUGCGUAUUAUUUUUCUCCGAAAAGCAUAAGCCAAAACACCUAACAGCGAUGCUACAGUUGGUGUAUCAAACGAUGGGAAGCAAAAAAGAACCACGCAAAGCAGAAUGUUUUCUAGUUGCAAAGGAUUGCAAAAGACAGUGUCCAACAGCCGGCUGGAAGUUGUGUACAAUCUUAGUUAAAUGGCGAACGAUUUCCCGCUUACAAAAACGAUAAAACAUCCAGUUGGAAUGGCCGCUCAAUGGUAAGGUCAUGCUGCUCAUGGUGGAACCGGUGAAUCCCGGGCAUGUACAGCAUCGGUAGUGAUCUUCUAGUUGCGGGAGUUUGCUUGCUGAUGAUAAACUAUUUAAGGUACGUAGCACAUCGCUUACAUUAUGACUGAUUUGCCCAUUUGUUUUAGUACAGCAGGGGAAAAUUUCCAAAACAGCAAGGACUAGCAGGAGCCCAGAGCAGCUUCAUUCUACAGGGAGUCGUCUCAAUUGAGCCAGAGUAGGAGCGAGCAUCUUUCACUCACUCGUGCUGCAAGUGUGCAAUGCAGAAAUGCUCCACAGAAAUUCAUUUUACUACCGUUUUGUGCUUUAAAUGUGCCCGCUCUAUGCCGGCUAGUGAUUCCAUUUGCGUCCGAUUUAACUCAAUCUCUCGGUCGUUCCCAGGAGCUUUAUGCUUCUGAAACGGCUGGUUGAGUUAUCCUUGGUGAUAGUUUUCCCUACUGGUGUGUAGAUUAUAUGACACAACUGGCACAAAAAUUCGAUACAAAUCGACCAGGUCACUACACACGUUUACAGGCAUCGAAUGUAACAUGUGUUACAACCUGCUGGAAUGCGUUGUAACAUCUCGUUAGCGUUAGCUUUUGUUACCACUGGCAUCAUGGAGCCUUGUAGAAACGUUUGAAGUUUAGCGGUGCAGGGAGCAAACCCUUCGAAGCCCUUCUUGACAUUCCCAUUUAGCAAACUGGCUAUCCAAGACGACGGUGACUAGUGAGAAGAGACGUUAGAAGCAAAUCGUGACUAUUGGAGUGACGUGGCAAUUUUGUGUGGAGCGAAUAGCGAGAGCAUCGUAGAUCCUUCGCAUUGCGGCUCAGGAAUUAGUUAAUCGGCUUACGCAAAUCCACUAAACUGCGCCAUUUGCAUAGAAGCAAUCGGUUUUUGUGAGGUCCCUGUUUUUGCGGCGUCCAUUUGCUGCUGCACAAGUGCUUACAGAAAGGGGGUUGAUUUUGCACACCUUGGGGGCCAUUUUUUUUUCACCUGCACGACCCGUCAGAGGGAGCACGCCAUUGCCGUGUGAAAACGUAGAGAACUUUGCAAGGGAAAAACGCUUCCGAAUCGCGCUGCCAAAGCAAAAAGCAGACCAAAAACCAUUUGUGCGAGUCGCAGUUUCCGUGUCGGAAGCAUGGCUGACAACUUCCUGCGCGCUGGCCCGCAGCGGCUGACCCACUGUGCCGAGGGAACGCUGGUAGACGGGAAGGACAAUCGGAAGGCGGCCGAAGUUUGCGUGGAAGGGAACGCAAUGCAUUACGAUAACGUGAAGCGCUACAUGGAUGCGGUCAAGCUGUACAACAGGAGCAUCGCGUACUCGACCAGUGGCUCGCAGCAGCGGGCGCAGGCGUACUGGGAGCGGUCGAAAGUGUGCGUGAAGCUGUACCGCUACGCCGAAUGUCUGCAGAACAUCCGGCUGGCGCGCGACACCGACGUCCCGGGGGUGCUGCGGCGAAAGCUGGACAAGGCGGAACAGAGCGCCCGGCGCAUGCUGCUAAGCGUCACCGACGACGCGACGCCCGGUUCGAGCCGGCACGGGGCGGCCCCGCUCAAGCUGAGCUUCCCCGCCUACGAGAAUGCGCCGCGCGUCGCCAACUGUCUGGUGAUGCGGCGGAACCCCCGGUACGGCCGGUACCUGGAGACCAACAAGCCCCUGAAGGUGGGCGACGUGGUGAUUAUCGACGACCCGUACGCGUCCGUGCUGGAGCCCGAGUUUUGCUACGCCCGGUGCGACCAUUGCCAGCGCCCAGCGCCCUUCACGCUGAUCCCGUGCGAGCAUUGCACCAAGGCGAUGUACUGCUCCAAGGCCUGCCUGAGCAUAGCCCGCACCCAGUACCAUGGGUUCGAGUGUGCGCUGGUGCACCAUCUGGCCGAAACGACCGGCGACCCGCUCGUGCUGCUCGCCUGGCGUGCCGUCGCCUGGGCGAUCGGUGCCUACCGGUACGACCUGCGCUCCUUGAAUCAGCGCAGACACUUGCUCUCCCAGACCGAGGUGAAUCCGCUGCUGCUCGACUGGGUGGACGGGCGGAAUACCGCGUUCAGCGCGGUGCACAUCCUGGCGUCGCUCGCCCGAGCCUCGAACGAUCCGGUGGAGGCGCGCGCCGCCCAGCUCGCGAGGGAAAUGCACUGCCAUGUGGUGGGCAAAACCGAGCUGACCGCGAACUACGACCCGGACAGCGUGCCGUACCAGUGGGUGGGCGAGAUGUGCUACCACUUCCUGAAGGUGAUGCAGUGCAACGCGCGCCGUGCGCUGCUGACGCGGCGCGACGAGCAAGAGGGCCGGUACCGGGCGGUGCCGUUCGCGCUGCGCUGCUACCCGCUGAUCAGCCUGCUGAACCACUCCUGCGCGCCGAACGUGAAGUGCUUCGAUUUGCGCGACGGCCGCUGUGCCGUGGUCGUGAUCCAGCCGAUCGCUGCCGGGGGCCAGCUGUUCGUCAACUAUGGGUACGACUACUUGCAGACCGGUCGGGACGAGCGCCGGGAGGGUCUGCAGCGCGAUUUCGGCUUCACCUGCAACUGCAGCGCGUGCGAGAACAACUAUCCGACCGCCGAGCCGUUCCAUUCGAAGCGCGUGGAUACAAUCCUGCGUACCCGGGACGUGCCGACAGCCACCCACUAUAUGGCCAAGCUGCUUGCGGAGGUGAAUGAAGGCGUCGGCGAUGGCAGGGUGUCGCACCAGCAGUUGGCCGAGCUGGAGCGUUACUUUCAGCUGCUGUACUGCGAAGUUUUGAAUUGAGCCGGACAUUGGACAUUGUUGGACGCGGGAAGGAGAACAUUCAUUUAACUUAUUACUAGCUUAAAGACGCAGCAGGAGACGAUGACGAGGGCUGCCUUCAACGGUGCCUUACGAUGCGAAGAUUCGAGGAUAGAUGCAUCGCUAAAUUUGUUGUUAACGGCAACUCAAUUGCUCAACCGAUAGCCAAUUGCUCAACUUACCUAAUUGUAAUCUAACUGAAUACACUGAACUUUUAGCUAAUGCUGUAAUGCCAUGUAAGGAGGGUAGUUGAAUAAAAUUGGUCCCGUACUUUCGACGACCAUCUUCAUCUUUGCAA